Ilyonectria robusta is the source of this 1560-nucleotide messenger RNA. RefSeq names its product sugar transporter. The record is from RefSeq and is a predicted model, not a curated record. Gene Ontology annotation, cellular component: membrane. NCBI's taxonomy places the organism in Eukaryota, Fungi, Ascomycota, Sordariomycetes, Hypocreales, Nectriaceae. Gene Ontology annotation, biological process: carbohydrate transport; transmembrane transport. Bases 1 to 1560 code for a protein of 519 amino acids. The transcript is spliced from 2 exons. Gene Ontology annotation, molecular function: carbohydrate:proton symporter activity.
AUGUUGCGCAAUUCGAAGAACAAAGGCCCCAAAAAGUCCGCCAUUGGCGACGACUUGGCCCAACUCCUCCCUGACAACGGCCAACCCUGGUACACCAAAAAACAUCUUCUACUCCUCAACUACUUCGCCCUUUGCAUGUGUUUGCUCUCUGCUGCAAACGGUUAUGAUGGAAGCAUGAUGAACGGGUUAAUGGCACUCCCUCAAUGGUUCGAAUUUAUGGACCAUCCCAAGGGUGCUUGGCUGGGCUUCAUUAACGCCGUUCAAGCUCUGUCCUCGACACUCACCUACCCCUUCAUUGCUUACUUUGCCAACCGUUGGGGUCGUAAGAAGGGCCUUUACAUCGGCUUCUUCUUCCUCCUGCUCGGUGCCCUACUUCAAACCUUCACCCCCAACAUUGCCGGCUUUGUAGUCGGCCGAUUCUUCCUUGGCCAGCCCAGCGCCUGGUGGGGUUCACUUGCGCCUCUUCUCAUCACUGAGUUGGCAUAUCCCCCACACAGAGCUCUUCUCACGGCUCUAUACAACUGUGGAUGGUACGUCGGAUCCGCAGUAGCGGCAUGGGCCACCUUUGCGACCCGAAACUAUGCGGAUGAUUGGGCGUGGCGCAUCCCCUCGAUCCUGCAGAUCGCUGUCCCCAUCCUCGUACUUCCCGCAGCCAUUUGGAUCCCUGAAUCUCCUCGAUAUCUCGUCUCCAUAGGCCAAUCUUCCAAGGCUCGAGAGAUCCUGACCAAGUUCCAUGCUGGCGGCGAUGAAAGCUCCCGUCUUGUUGAUUUCGAGAUUUCCGAGGUCGAGAACGCCAUCGAGGCCGACACCACCGCAGCAAACAGCACAUCCUGGAUGGACCUCUUCUCUACCAAGGGCAACCGCCACCGUGCCUUCAUCUCCAUGACCCUCGGCGUCUUUACCCAGUGGAACGGUGUUGGCGUCGUGUCUUACUAUCUUGCUCUCGUGCUCCAGACCGUUGGCAUCACGUCCGUCACACAUCAGACACUCAUCAGCGGAUGUCUGCAGAUCUGGAAUCUCUUCUUCGCCGUGCUGGCCGCCUUGAACGUUGACAGGGUUGGUCGCCGUCCGCUAUUCUUGAUCAGCUCGGUCGGCAUGCUUGUCAGCUACAUCGUCAUCUCGGGCCUGUCAGGUAGCUUUGCAAUGACUGGUGCGAGCUCUGUGGGCUUGGCCGUGGUGCCCUUCCUGUACAUCUACUUUGCUUUCUAUGAUAUCGCUUUCACACCGCUUGUGGUAGCUUAUCCUGCCGAGAUCUGGCCUUAUCAACUGCGAGCUCGUGGUGUUGCUUUAACGCAGCUGUCAACUGCCUCCGCUAUCUUCUUCAACAUCUUCGUCAACCCCAUCGCCCUGGAUGCCAUUGGCUGGAAAUACUACAUCGUUUUUGCCGUCAUCUUGUUGAUUAUCACAGUGACUAUUUACUUCUUCUACCCCGAGACAAUGGGCCACUCUCUGGAGGAGAUGGCAAUUGUUUUUGACGGCAUUGAAGCAGCUGUCAUCUCGGAGAACGCAGCUAGGACAGUCAAGGGCACAGGGGAUGUUGAACACAUGGAAAACGCUUGA